Molecule: messenger RNA, 4599 nt
Organism: Bicyclus anynana (squinting bush brown)
Lineage: Eukaryota; Metazoa; Arthropoda; Insecta; Lepidoptera; Nymphalidae
Product: ataxin-2 homolog
Exons: 11
Coding region: 135-3053 (972 amino acids)
Cellular component (GO): nucleus
Molecular function (GO): RNA binding
Source: RefSeq, a predicted model, not a curated record
UGCGUUUUGAAAAAAAAAUAUAACACAGAUAAAAAAAUAACCUUAUCCUUAUUCUUAUUGUCUUCCGUAAAAAGAUGCAUUCGAUGAAAAUAUCGUAUUUAAAGUAUAAUUGCUGUUAAUUCCUGUUAAAAAACAUGUCUGGUGGACUUAUAGACAAAGUUUACAUAGGCUUAGACCAUGCGCCGGGCGCAUUUGACAUUAAAUCGCGUAUACACGGACCAAAUGGCACUAACUUAGAAUAUAUACGUUCAGAGACGGGAGUGGCUGCUGUGUUGAAAGGUGACAAAUUUGAACCAUUGCAUUUGGCUCUGCAUCAUACGAGACAGGAAGCGUUGGCGGCUGCUAGAUCGCUAGCACAGAACUUGAUAGAGACUAUACGCGCAGAGUUGGCUCAGUGGAGCGCUGCGCAGGCUGGGGGGCCUCCGCCUGCGUUGAAUGUGCCCCCUCCGACGUUGACAACUACGGCAGCACCGCCGCCAGUUCCACCACCUGCAGUGUCGGUAGCGCUGUCAGCUCCAUCCACAUUGACAACGUCGACUAUCCCUACCGUCAUACCGCCUGUAGUCAGCGUCGCCCCGGCCACAACUCCCCUUAUGACAGUCCGGCAACCAACUGUGUUACAGUUAUUACCCCAGCAACACUAUGUACUGAACCAGGAGAAUGGUCAACUCAUACCCAUUGUGCAGCCCGGUGUACAGGUGUCCAACACCAACUUCACAUCACUGCCCUUGACCCAGCAACUCAACACUAUACAGCAACCAAAUUAUGGCACACAAAUUGUGGACAUAUCGUCUAUGCAACCGGUCAACGUUACCCAGUUACGAUUGAGCGGAGUGCCUAAUUCUAUGUCCAUGAUUUUGCCCAACGGUCUGUCCUUUCCGCAAGCGAGUUUAACAGGUGCUGACACUACAACAGUUAGCUCUGCAACAGCAACCCCUGUGGUCUGUGCGGCUCCGAGCACAAACUCCUCACAAAAGUUCCUGUACAGCACAGACAAAGGGGACAAGGAGAUCAAGUAUCACAUACAAGGGGCCGACACAAUGCAAUGGACAGUGCCGGGCUCUCAGACUAUGUUGAUACCUUACCAACAGCUGCAAGAGCUGACGUCAAAUCAGACCGGCUUGACUAAUAUACAGCCGCAGCAGUUUGUGUCUAUAGCACCAGCAAACAGUUUCCAACAAACAUCUCUACCGCUGUCGGCCAUGCAGUUGCAACAGUUGCAAGGCGCUGGCACGCUCAUGCAGUUCAAUCAGAAGCCAAUAGCGAGCAGUGCCUCUCUUAUAAAUAUAAUAUCGACCGGCCAAGCGUCGUCUCCACAAAUUAUAUCAAGUUCAACUCCGACCAAAACUAACCAAGAGUCAAGAGGUCAGAAAAGAAUGUCAGAUGGCUCACCAAGCCAGUUACAAUUACGACCUAUAGCACCUGCUGGGUCGCAUGUAAGCCAGGACAAGAGCACGUCGAGAGAUUCCAGAUCUUGGACCGCAGCUGCAGCCAGCAUUCCAGACGAUGUAGAGGAGGCCCAGAAUACACAGAAGUCUAGAGACAACACGACGGUCAGUAUGGGAAUGAAGAUAAAUCCGGCACACGGCACCAUCAUUCAUGUGUCUUCAGGACAGCAGACAAAUGUAUCUGCUUCCUCUGUAACACAAGAUGGCUCAGGGAUGUAUAUAAAACAAAACGCCAUUCAGAUCCAAUCCACCAAAGACGGACAAAAGCAGGAGCUAACGGCAAAUAAGCUGCAAAACACUACUCAAAAUGUACAAAUGAUAACAGUACCUCAAGGCAUGACUGUACUUCAGAAUCCGUUGAACAUCAGCCAGAUGCCGACUAUGAUUGGCCAGCCGAACAGCCAAGUUUACAUGAUACCGACCAAUCAUCAAAACUUUGUCCAAGGUGGUCUUCCUCCCGGAAUAAUCGGACAGCAAGUUUUACAACCUGGCCAGAACGUGACAGUUAUGCAGCCAAACCAGCUCGGCAUGCCAGGCGGAGUCCAAUACAACGUGCCAUUAAUGCCAAUGAACGUCCCGCCAAAUUCGCAAUACAUGCCAGCUGGGAUCAACCUAAAUACGCAGUUGUCAGCUCAUCAAUUGAACGCAGCUCUUGCCAGUCAACAACUGGCGAAUUCCAAUUUAACAGUCACUGGUGCGAUUCCUAUCGUUCAAGCUCCACCUCCCUCAUCGCCGAUGACCAACACCCCAACGAUACCAGUCUCCCAACCUCCGCCAGUUCAUCAAAUUGUGCCGCAAAAUUCUAACUUCAUCACACCCACAUCCCAGUACGCUAACAUGCCUCCCCAAUAUGUGGUGCAAGCGAACUCCGGCGCAAUGACAAUGCCGGCGUCUAACGCAAACGUCCAAUACACUAUGCCGACAAACCAGCCGACUACUCCGGCUCCUAACAAUGGGAACGGUCAACCGACUGCUACCGAAACUGACGCUACCAAUGGAACUAGCAAUCAGACAAAUUACAUUUCCUCAUCGUCACAAGAGAACACUUACCCAAUUACUGGAACAACUCCCGUCGCAAAUCCGACGCAGCAGACUUUCGCGGCGGACGGAAACUCACCUUCGAACGCAGCCUUUACGCCUUCCAAUCAAACCGUACCUCAGCAGAAUUACGGAACAACUAACGGCGGCAAUUCACAGAACGCUUACAACGGUAGCCAGGCGACAACCCAACCCCCCAGUUACCCAACCAACGGGUCAAACCCUCAAACGCCCAGCCAAUCUUACGGCACAUGUACAACCGCAAGCUCACAAGCAAAUUAUUCUCCUUCGUCCACCCCAGCGCCUAACCAAACGUAUACAAACAUGCCGAACGUUGCUUACCCGCCAAAUCAAACUGGACAAAACCCAUACCCAAAUGCGACUGGGCAGAAUUUAGCGGCAUAUGCAAACAACCAGUACCAGUAUAAUAGCAGACCAUGGUUCAGGCCGCGGUAUGGUUCGCCACAAGGCUCGCCGUACGGUUCAAAUACUGUCCCUCCAAACGGACCCCCCAUGCCUGUGCCACCCCCCACUGGGAACUACAACAACUAUUGGCAGGACAGUUGAGAUUUAGAGAACAUCAUCGACACUGACAUAAACCAAGACUUUUGACAUAUGCCAGACGAUAUAUCGGACGUUCAAAUUAUGGAUAUUAUGAUAGUUAUACAGGUCGAUUGAAUUUCAUCUUCAUUGUUUUGUUUGCUUGUUGUAGAGCUGGUAUCUCCUAAGUAGUAGUUGGCACUCGACUAUACGUCAAAAUGACGUAGUUAAAACUCUUAUUGACGGACGGAAUUUGUAUUGGAUGUUUGCAUUAUGUGUCGUUAUCGAUUUACCUACUAUUAUGGGUUACAUAAAUCAUAUGACUACCAAUAUUAAUAAAACACUAAAGCACUUACGGACAAUAAAGUGACUUCUAUGUAUAUAUUUACAAAAUUCAGUGUUCUACUGAUUUCUAUCUAUGUAUAGAUUAUAUUAGUUAAAUGUUUUAAGUGUGCAAUUAAGCGAAAAGUUCUAUAUUAAAUCACACAACGUACAGGAUUUUCUUUGGCAGCGGUCAAGUAUAGCUGUUUCCAACAAAUGCACAAGCAAUUUGUGAUGUCAAUGUAGAAAUCAGGGCAACUAGAGAUCCUUGUGAAAUGUUAGUAAAGAAAGUAGUAUGAAAUUUACGACUUUAAAGGACAUGUCCCAAAAUGGGCCUUUACUAUUUAUAAUUUAUAAGCAUGUAUAUUUUUUUUUUACGGAUAAAAGAUACAAUUUGCUGUUGAGAAAAUUAUUUUAAGAAUUUUUGGAACCCGCAUUAAUUAGAUAAAUAUUUUUUUCGCUCCCUUGUCUACAAAUUAACAUAGACAAUACAUUAAAAGUGUUCAAAACAGCCAAUAAAAACACCUGGAAUGGAAUUAAUAUCCGGUGUAAGCUGUCAAUGUCAUGUAGGUAAUAUUGUCAAAUGUCAAUAAAACACAAGGCAAAGUGAAACAUUAAAUCGCAGACAAAAAAGCAUUAAACAAAAAAUCCUUAAAUUGCUUUAAAAACACCAUAAACGAACGCUACUACGCGAAGGUCACUGACAAUCUUUCAGGGUGUGAGUUACUAGCAUGUUGCCAUGAUAAAAAUCUUAAUUAUUGUUGUCAGCUAAUGAAAAAAAUACAUUUCAUUUAAUGAAUUUAAAAAAAUGCGGGUGCCAGAAAUUUUUUUAUUUUGGGUUUUAAGCUCUAUAUUUUAUGUUUAAGAUAAAAAUAAUUUGUUCUGCUUAGUUGACACUCUGAAUAAAGGCCCAGCCUCCAUACAAAAUUGGGACAUGUCCUUUAAUUAUUUAACUUAAAGCCUAUUUUACGCCAUGAUGCUAUUCUAUACAACAGUGAAAAUCGACUUAUUGCCGAUUGCGGAACUAUUCGUAGCACAUCACAAAGUUUUGUAUCUUAAAAUAUAUUUUAGAAAUUACCUCUGCCAAAUGAAGCAUCCUGUAUAUGAAUAUAAUAUUAAGAUUGUGUGCCUGAAGACUAAGAAUCUUAAUAAAUGUUUAUGUAAGAGAGACUGCUUUAAUGUUAGAAAUACAAAGUUUACAUUUAUAAAAUGUAUAAACUAUAAAAUAUAAAAUUAAAAUAUCUUCAAUGUA